AUGGCGGACAGGCCGCGAACGCCGCGGCCCCGCACGGCUCUUUCUGGCCCCGGCUCCCAUCACGUUUCCCCCUCCCCCCGCCACGCGCGGAUCCCGACCCGUCACGCACGCAGCCCCGCCCACAGCCUGCGGCCCGCAGCCAGGCGGCCGGCCGGCCGUCCACCGCGCGCGCGCGCGCCCCGGACGCCUCCCGCCCGCCGUCCCGCGCGGCCUGCGCGCCGCCCGGGGAGUGACGCCCUUCUCGGGCCCGCCCGCCGUGCCGCCGAACCCGGGUUACCUGGGCAGGCUGCCUGGCGGAGGGAGCCAGGGCCGGGCCGGGGCCGCCUCACACCCGCGGCGGCGGGGGCGGACCCUCCGCGCACACUCUGGCGGGGAGGCGCGCGGGCGGGGGCGCGCGCGGAUUGGUCAGCGGGUCUUGAUGGGCAGGUCGAUCCCGCCCCCUCCCUCCCUCCCUCCCUACAAGGCCGCUCUUGCGACAGCUGUGCGAACCUCUCGGGAGCCAAAGUGGCCUUCGAGGAUGGGCUCCUUGGGAGCCGCCCGCCCGCCCGCCCGCUGCAGAACCCAGGCCCGUUUCCCGCCCCCCUCCAAGCCCCCUUCCUGCAAAUGCUUUCCGAAGCUUCGCAUCUUCUAGAUCUUCUUUAG
Molecule: messenger RNA, 642 nt
Organism: Jaculus jaculus (lesser Egyptian jerboa)
Lineage: Eukaryota; Metazoa; Chordata; Mammalia; Rodentia; Dipodidae
Product: serine/arginine repetitive matrix protein 1-like
Exons: 1
Coding region: 1-642 (213 amino acids)
Source: RefSeq, a predicted model, not a curated record